GGUAGCUGGUCUUGAGCCUCUACAGGCAUCGACAUAUUUCCAUUCCAAUAUUGUCGUAGUCGUUUGUGGUAGUUAAGUGCAAGACGACAGUGAUGAGUUUGCAUCUGAAGGGAAUCUCUGAGGACUGUGAGACUGGCUAAAAUGGACAAUCAAAAUGACUAUUCAGAAACAAGAAAAACAACUAAGAGGAGGAGCAAACCAUCUGUUGGAACUGGACACAGACCACCAGAACCAGCAAAGCAGCAGAACAGCAAAUCAUCUCACAGCCGGAGUGACAACCAGCUCAACUUCAAUAGAGCGCCUGUGCCCUGCCCAAGAAGAGAAAGUAAUGCAUGCAGUGAUGUGAAGGCAAUGAACCGCAGCGGCAGAGAUGACUGGAGCCGGCCCGGAUCCGGCGGUCACCAUGACAACUACGACGAGGAGGACGACGAUGAAGAUGAUUAUGCCGUUCCGGAGGAAGACUACGAUGACGGAGUGGUGCACAUUCAGCCGGCAAAACACUGUCCCUCCAACACGCAGUAUGCAGACAGGGGUCCCCAGAGACCAAUCCCCUGUGUCCCAUCUGGAGCGGAUAGCAAGUUCAACACUCCCCCAAAACCUCCGAAAAGGAUCAUCCCAGGACCUGCCGUUAACAGAGACCUCAAGCCAGGCAGACAGCCUAAACCUAAGACAGAGGUGUUCUCUAAAGCUACUGCACCUGCACCUAUAGAGAGCCAGAAUCUAAGAAGCCCACAGAGACUUCCCAAGCCUCCCCAAAUGCUCCCUGUGCCUGACAAAACUAAACUCUUAAUGCAUGGGCAUGGAGGCUUUCCAACAGAACCCCAGACACCACCAGCAUGGAAGGAACUCCCUAAGUCUGCCCCAGUGCUCCCUGUGCUUGAUAAAACUACCGUGGGGACCAAACUCUUCCCAACAGACCCUCCGAGUCCACCAACAUGGAAGGAGUGA
This is a messenger RNA of Sardina pilchardus (European sardine), 948 nucleotides long. RefSeq lists its product as uncharacterized. Bases 142 to 948 code for a protein of 268 amino acids. NCBI's taxonomy places the organism in Eukaryota, Metazoa, Chordata, Actinopteri, Clupeiformes, Clupeidae. The transcript is spliced from 12 exons. The record is from RefSeq and is a predicted model, not a curated record.